ACAACAAGGCCGGGGGAGAGCUUGUGAAAGAGGGAAGAGCUAUGAAAACCCGGGGAGAAGCUGAAAUCACAGCAGCACCGCGAAGACACCGUACACAGAGGACAGAGAGGAUGAGUGGAGGAGAGAGCGCCGAUCAGUGAGGUCUCCAGAGAGGGAGAGGGGAGGAAGGAGAUGAGCAGUGAGAGAGGGGGAAGCAGCCAACGCAGAGAACAUCCGUCAGCUGAUGUCUGAUCCCUGGAGCAGCAGGGCUACGCAGACGCUGCCCAGGCCCCGAGUCAGCCCCCCCAGCUCAGCCACAACCCCCCCAGCAGGGACAGCAGACCAUCCACAUCAGCUGUGAAUAAGAGUCAUGAGGACGUCCAGGAAGGGCAGCGUGGAGAUGCCGGCAUUCGUGCGGCAGCUGGUGAAGGAAACAGAGAAGAGGGUCAGCUCUUUCUUUAAAGGGGGCCGCGGGGGAGCAGCUGAGGGGGACCAGCCAGGGGAGGGGGAGAGGGAGGAGGUCAUCCCCAGCCCUUACCUGGACCGGCCCGUGCUGGACAAGCUGACGGAGGAGGGCUGCGCCCGCUGGGGCCUCACCUACGCCCUGGGGAGCAUGCAGGGCUGGAGGGCCAACAUGGAGGACUUCCACAACUGCGUGCCACAGCUGGGCGGCGAGCUGGCCGAGUGGAGCUUCUUCGCCGUGUUUGAUGGGCAUGCAGGCAGCGUGGUGGCCCAGUACUGCUCGCAGCACCUCCUGGGAAACAUCUUGGCUGCAGGUGGAAUUGGCCCGGAGGACAACCCUGAGAAGGUGAAGGGAGCCGCCAUGGAGGGCUUCAUGCAGACGGACAAGCACCUGCACUCCGUGGCCCGCCGGGAGGGCUGGGAGCGGGGCGGCACCACCGUGGUGUCCGCCCUCAUCUCCCCCUACUACAUCUACUUCGCCAACUGCGGCGACUCGAGAGCCAUGCUGUGCCGGUCCGGGCAGGUCUGCUUCUCCACCGAGGACCACAAGCCGUACUGCCCGCUGGAGAAGGAGCGCAUCGAGGGCGCGGGGGGCUCGGUGUCCCUGCAGAGGAUCAACGGCUCCCUGGCGGUGUCCCGCGCCCUGGGGGACUUCGGCUACAAGGGGGCGGAGAACCGCCCCCCCAGCCAGCAGAUGGUGUCCCCGGAGCCAGAGGUGUGCGUGGUGGAGCGCUCCCCGGCCGACGAGUUCCUGGUGCUGGCCUGCGACGGCGUGUGGGACACCAUGAGCAACGAGGAGCUGUGCGCCUUCAUCCACAGCCGGCUGCGCGUCUGCACCGACCUCAGGGACGUCUGCAGCCAAGUCAUCGAUCUCUGUCUCUAUAAGGGCAGCUUAGACAACAUCAGCAUCAUCCUGCUCUGCUUUCCUGGCGCCCCCCAACUGUCGGCAGAGGCGUUACACCAGGAGGCCGAACUGGAGGACCUGCUGGAGUCCAAAGUGGCAGAGAUUUAUGAUGAACUAUGUGCAGCCGGAGAAGAUCCUGACCUGUUGUCAGUCCUCACCGUUUUGGCGUCCACCGUCAUACCUGGAUUACCUCCAGGUGGAGGGAUACAGAGCAAGAGGAACUGUAUUAUCUCUGCUUACUACCAACAAAGAGAGAUACACAACCCUACAGAACCAAAUGAUGUGGGAAGCUCUUGAGAAGCCCAAGGGGACUUUAUCCUUUUAGAUUCUACAAAGGGAUUGUAAUUAAUGUGAAUAUAUUAAGACCAUUCAUGUCCUCGUGUGUGCAGUUCGGUCCAGUGUGACAAAGACAACCAAGAACAAAGCUGUUUGUUUACAUUGUGCCAGGCAGCAGCAUCUCACGAUAACAAAUACAAUGCAAAAAUUGAUCUAAUAAAGCCUGAUAUUUUAUAUUUAUAUGAGAAGGAUAUUUUGUUAAACUUACUCAGAGAAACAAACCGAUAAAUCCACAUAACAGACCUUGAAACUGAACCACAGGCAACUACUGUAUCAAACUACAUCUUUUCUGGUUAAAUAGGUGCGUUAAUACAUAUCGGGUUGUGUUUUAAUGAUAAUUGUAUGAAAAAUGUUAUAUAUAACAAAAGUCUAAAGUUAUCAAAUCCAGCAAAAACAUGUUGUCAGUGAGUCAAAUGUUAGCAGGUAGCGCCACAUGCUAACAGACAUUUGCUAGUUCUCAGGAAUUCAACAUUAUAUAUAUAUAUAUAUAUAUAUAUAUAUAUAUAUAUAUAUAUAUAUAUAUAUAUAAAUAUAUGUCCCAGUGACAUGCAAUUUGACAAUGAUUGAGUAUUUUCUUUAAAGAAAAAGUACAUUUCACAAUCUCAUGAUAUAAGCUAAAUUCUUUCUAAAGAGGUGUUUACCUUUUUAUUUUUCUUAAAUAUGUAAAAUAAGAGCCAUUUAGCUGUAAGUGUGGUUGGGACGGCGUAAAGAUAAAAAAAAUAGAGAUAUAAACAUAUGUCUCUGCCCAUACUUAGAUCCUUAUCUAAACAUGUUUGCAGGUCUUUCUAUGUAUUUAUUAUAUUUGAAAAACACUUUCUUAAAGUGUCUGUGAAAUGUAUUUUUUCUGUGAACUGGUUGAUGUGUACUGUUCUGCCUUAUUCAUCUUUUAUAUAGCUGAUGAAACGGAAACUGUAAAAGCAGCAGAAUGGGCCCGUUUCUGCACGGGUUCUGUUAUCUAUGUUGCAUUGCUGUGUUAUUUCUGUCAGUCAUUUUUCUGUAAAGAGACAUUACAUGGUAAAUGUAAUGAUUAUUUUAAAUCAAAAUAAAUAACAUCUGACUGGA
Messenger RNA from Cololabis saira (Pacific saury), 2743 nucleotides. It is a transcript of the gene ppm1nb, whose product is annotated as protein phosphatase, Mg2+/Mn2+ dependent, 1Nb (putative). The coding region runs from base 350 to 1642 and encodes 430 amino acids. The transcript has 6 exons. Gene Ontology annotation, biological process: protein dephosphorylation. Gene Ontology annotation, molecular function: protein serine/threonine phosphatase activity; magnesium ion binding; manganese ion binding. Lineage: Eukaryota; Metazoa; Chordata; Actinopteri; Beloniformes; Belonidae. The record is from RefSeq and is a predicted model, not a curated record.